GCUCUCUUCGCUGAAUUAAAUCAUCUGACGCGCGCGCUGUCUCCCCACUCGGGUGGAAUGUGCGCGCGGUUCUCGCCGGUUAACCGAGCAGCGGCAGCAGCAGUAGCAGCGGCAGUGGAACUGAGGCAGAGGCUGCUUGAGGACUGAAUGUCGCACUGACUUCUGAGAGGACUCGCAGCCGAGACGGGGAAGAGGACAGAGAGGCUGUUAGGAUGGCUUCAAACUUCAACGAUAUAGUGAAGCAGGGCUACGUGAGGAUUCGGAGUAAGAAACUGGGGAUCUUCAGAAGAUGCUGGCUUGUAUUCAAGAAGGCGUCCAGUAAAGGACCACGCCGAUUGGAAAAAUAUCCAGAUGAAAAAGCAGCUUACUUCAGAAGCUUUCACAAGAUAACUGAGCUCCACAACAUUAAGAACAUUACUCGAAUGCCACGAGAGACCAAGAAACACGCAGUGGCAAUUAUUUUCUGUGAUGAGACGUCAAAGACAUUUGCCUGUGAGUCAGAGCUGGAGGCCGAGGAGUGGUGGAAGUUACUGUGUUUGGAGUGUCUGGGCAGCAGACUUAAUGACAUCAGCCUGGGAGAACCGGACUUGUUAGCAGCAGGGGUGCAGAGGGAACAGAACGAAAGAUUUAAUGUUUACUUGAUGCCGACCCCAAACCUGGAUAUCUAUGGAGAGUGCACGAUGCAGAUCACCCACGAGAACAUCUACCUUUGGGACAUCCAUAAUGCCAGAGUCAAGCUGGUCAUGUGGCCGCUCAACUCCCUGAGGAGAUACGGCAGAGACUCGACCUGGUUCACAUUUGAGUCUGGAAGGAUGUGUGAUACAGGGGAGGGUUUGUUCACGUUCCAGACCAGAGAAGGCGAGAUGAUCUAUCAGAGAGUUCACUCUGCCACAUUGUCCAUCGCUGAGCAACAUGAACGCAUGAUGAUGGAGAUGGAAAAGAGCUCCCAGACUCUUCCAAACGAGAGCACAUUAACAAAGUCGAUAUCUCUCCCGCGAAGCGCUUACUGGCACCACAUCACGCGUCAGAACAGCGUGGGAGACAUCUGCAAUUACCAAGGUACGAGUUUGACUAUGACGCUCAUUCCACGAGCGCAGACGUUUCAAAGCUUCUUUUCCGAGCAGACGGAGGAGGAACGGAAGCAGGAGGAGCAAGCGACGGCGGCCUCUAGCGGCUGCGACAGGGACUGCAGCAGCUCGCCGCUCCGCUGAUGAAAAGCCACGACUCACGGACAUUCCAAAGCUUUAGCAAGCUCAUAAUAGACACAUGUACAGUAUGAACUCUCUCUCUAUAUGUAUGUAUAUGUAUGACUUAAUAAUUAUUUGUAGAACAGUGUGUAUACUAAAAACUCUAGGAGCCUCUUUUUGUACGUCGAAAAGAAAAGGGAAAAAAAAUGGCAAAAAGUUGUAAAAUAAUCUUUAUUUUCCUUGUGUGGUUUAAGACAAAUGGACUUUCUGGAGUUAUUUUUCAGAUUUACUGUACAUAUGAAUGCGCUGCAGCGCUGAACACCACAAGUUUCCUGCAUUUUUGUCUGUCGUUGUGACGCACUUAGAUUCUGUCAAACAAGAGUCUAUCUGUUUGUGAUUUAGCACCCUGCACUUUUACAUUAGAGCUUGUUUUGCACUUUUGUCAUUUGCUUUGGGUUUUAAUAUGUGCAGCCAUGUUGUCUGUAGAUACAAGCAGUGUGGGAAAUGGGGAAAAAUGUACACUUUUAAAGGAAUAGUUCACCCAAAAAUGGAUUUUCUGUUCACUUUCCAAACUGGUAUGACUUGCUUGUUUAAAUAAUUAACAAAUCCCAGAUAUUUUCAAUGAAUCAGUGGAUCUAGUUCACAAAAACAGUCUGAAUGAUUAAUUUACUUCUAGGCCCAAGUAUGUUCAGAAGUUCCAUUGAACUCUAUUGGUAAUGAUGCGACUAUAGUUGCUUUGGGAAACACAUCCCAGGAUGUCUGAAAUAUGAAAAGCAAUUUUAUUAGAAUUUUUGGACGAACUAUUCCAACUCAUCUUUCCCCCCUUAUAUUAUAUGAAACUAAUUUCUGAAAUGUGUCUACACACUGGACGAGAGGUUCGGUUAUCCUGAAUCUUCUCACUCUGCAGAAGAAGUGCCUUCAGACUCUUCUAGCCCGAGACUCUGGCUAGAACGCUGAUUAAAUUAGCAUCCUGCUAGUCAUCCAACAUGUUUAUAACUGAAUUACGUUUAUACGUUGACACUGCAUUUGUCUAAAAGCAGAACAAAAUAUCUAUUCUCUCCCUGCAGGGAAAUCCUUUUCCAAUAACUCUACUGAAUGGGUCCUAAAGGUUCAUAUGACGGUGGAUGAUAGAAGUGUGCACAGAAACAAUAACGCAUUCGGUGCGACAAUCAAUUCAGAUGUACUCUACCAUGAAGUACCUUUAAAUGACUGUUGAUGUUUGGUCUAAUUGUGCUAGAAAAACCUGUUACAACCUGAAUAACACCACAAAUGAUCAUGUCAUGACUCAUGAUGGGGAGCUAAAGGUUUGAGAAGCGCAUGAAGACCCCCCUCCAUUUUUUCCCAUCUGUAAUUAUUUACUCAGAAUUCAUUCUAGUCAGCGUUUAGUAGCACUUGAAUGUGAAUUAACCUGCUUUAUUGCAGUGUGCAUUGUUCUUCAUUAAAAAUGUCUUUAAAAAGGGAAUGCCCUUUUCUAAAACACUGUUUUAAUCCAUGGUAAUCCAAAGUUUCGAACAUUACUUGUAAAUUCCCUUUGGAGCUUUUUCAGGAAUCGUUUCUUGUAUAAUGUCUUUCUGGGUUAUGUUUAGGCAUUUACACAGGUUUCAGUUUGCGCGUGUACGCUUAUUUGUAAUUGUAUGUUGUUUUUUUAAAUCCAGGUUUUAUUUUAUGGCAUUAAGUAGAAUUUUGUCCUGUGUGGAUAUGUCAAUGUUUACUGAGUAAAAUAAACUGAAUGGACU
Molecule: messenger RNA, 2923 nt
Organism: Carassius auratus (goldfish)
Lineage: Eukaryota; Metazoa; Chordata; Actinopteri; Cypriniformes; Cyprinidae
Gene: dok6
Product: docking protein 6
Exons: 8
Coding region: 213-1211 (332 amino acids)
Biological process (GO): cell surface receptor protein tyrosine kinase signaling pathway
Cellular component (GO): cytoplasm
Source: RefSeq, a predicted model, not a curated record